CGUGCUUCUCGUACGACGAAGUGCGGUCGUCUCCGCUUUCCCGGCGCCGUCAAACGCACCACGACCCGCUCCGCUGCGUCGGUAUUUCAUGCCAGCUUCCGAAGCCAGCGAAAUAACAGUGAACAGCCGGCAAGUGAUGCGGUGUGGUUGGAUCAUCGUGGCGGCAUUUUCGUUCUACCUGGCCGCCGCCACUGCGCAGCCAAUGGCUGCCGGCAUGGGACCGCUUCACUCGGAACCGCCUGGCAGCUUGGGGGCAAAGCCAAAGUCACCUGGCGGAGAGAUACACUGCACGUUCAGACUAUGUCCAAAGGCCAAGCCGGACGUGAUCAACAUCCACUUCGUCCCACAUUCCCACAUGGACAUCGCCUCUCACAACACCUUCGAAGCCAACUUGAGAAAGGUGACGGCCAUCCUGAACUCGGUCAGUGGUGAGUUGCUGAAGAACAAGAAACGUAUGUUCAGCGUGACUGAGGUGGCCUUCCUCAAGAAGUGGUACGAGUCCAGCAGCGAGGUCUUCAGAAUCAUCUUCAGGAAAUUCAUCGCAGAAGGCCGUGUGGAGUUGGUGAGCGGUGGCAUGGUGAUGAACGACGAGGCGACCACGCACUACUCGGACAUUCUGGACCAGAUGACGCUCGGCAUGCGCUGGAUCAACGCCACGUUCGGCGCAUGCGCGCUGCCGCGCGCCGUCUGGCAGCUGGACCCCUACGGUCACUCGAGGGAGCAGGCAGCUCUCUUCGCACAGAUGGGUUUCGACGGCCUCUUCCUGGGCAGAGUGCACCACUUGGAGCGGCGCUGGAGGGGAAACCUGGACGCGCUGGAAUUCGUGUGGCACGCCGACGAAAAGCUCGAAUGGGAGAUCUUCACCUCCAUUUUGCCCCACCGUUACUCUCCUCCCGGCGUGGUCAACUUCAGGGAAUUCUUUCUCACGGAAGAAAAUAAAGUCAAUGUCGCGCAGGGCUUCAUAGACGCCAUAGAAACCGCACCACAGCCACUUGAUUCUCCGAACGAUGAGUUCCAAGCUGACCCAAGAGGGAAGGGUGACAAACUGGAGCCCACGUCUGGUGAGAGGUGUCAACCAGGUUCCACGGACUGCGGGCCGAUUAUGUACCCGGCCGCCAGGUCACGCUACGGAGGGUCGCAGAAAAAGCAGCAGACGUCCAACGCCAGGCAGGCUCCGGAUACGCCUCCCGUUCAGACGGGCCGUGGCUACCAGACGCAGCAACGCAUCGUCAUGUUCGGCGACGACUUCGCCUACACCAACGCCACCGUGUGGUACUCGCAAAUGGACCAGCUCAUCGACACCAUCAACUCAGUGAACGGCAGCCGGUACAACGCAUUCUACUCGACGCCCGAGUGUUACCUGCGGUCGGUGCACGAGCAGUGGUUUCGCCGCAAGAAGGGAGCCCUCGGAGAGCGCGCUCUCGUACGGCGGUGA
Dermacentor silvarum is the source of this 1435-nucleotide messenger RNA. RefSeq names its product lysosomal alpha-mannosidase. The transcript has 12 exons. Gene Ontology annotation, molecular function: alpha-mannosidase activity. Gene Ontology annotation, biological process: mannose metabolic process. The record is from RefSeq and is a predicted model, not a curated record. Gene Ontology annotation, cellular component: lysosome. Bases 89 to 1435 code for a protein of 448 amino acids. NCBI's taxonomy places the organism in Eukaryota, Metazoa, Arthropoda, Arachnida, Ixodida, Ixodidae.